CUGCAUUUUGCAGAGGAAUAACCUGAAAAUUUAAGUAAUUUUUCCAAGGUCCUAUAUCUAGUAAAUCAUGUCUGAUUGUGGACCGUGGUUCCCAAAUUUUUAUAUUCAGAACCUGUAAAGAAAAAUGCAAAUGUGUGUGUGUAUGUGCGUAUAUGCAAUCAUUCUUUUAUUUUCCAAAGAAACAAUAGAAAGAUAAAAAGGAUUAAAACAGUUGCUUAUAGCAGAAGGGAGAGAGUAGACAAGAAUGGAAGCUAGACUUCCCACAGUUUUAGCAUUGAAGCUAGGUAAAUGUGUCAUAUAAUUAAAACAUUGAGUUUGAAAAUGCAGCUUUCAGGUCAGUGUUGCAGAAUUAUUGUAUCUGAAUCUCUGGCAGCAGCACUGUAUUCUGAUACAGCUAAUCAGGAUUAUGCAUUAAGAAACACUCUUCUUUGCUCUAUGACCCCAAAAAAGGAAGUGGUCACUACCUUUUCCAUUUCUGUAUUCCCUGCAGUGGCCAGCAUUGGACUGGGAAUGGAAUUGUAUAUCACGUGACCUUGGACUGGGUUUGCACUGUUGGAUGGAGCUUCAUUAGGAGGAAUGGCUUCUCGUUGGCACCAAACAAGGACAUCUUCUUCUCUAUAGGAUCUGGAAAGAUGCUGAUCCAUGUGGUUUCCCAGUUUAAGAUUCUGGUCAGCCUUUUAGAAAAUAAUAUUUAUGUCCAUGACCUAUUGACAUUUCAACAAAUCACUACGGUUUCAAAGGCAAAGGGAGCAUCACUGUUCACAUGUGACCUCGAGCACACAGAGACCGGUGAGGAGGUGUUGCGGAUGUGUGUGGCGGUGAAAAAGAAGCUGCAACUCUAUUUCUGGAAGGACAGAGAAUUUCACGAAUUGCAGGGAGACUUUAGUGUACCAGAUGUGCCCAAGUCCAUGGCAUGGUGUGAAAAUUCUAUCUGUGUGGGUUUCAAGAGAGACUACUACCUAAUAAGGGUGGAUGGAAAGGGGUCCAUCAAAGAGCUCUUUCCAACAGGAAAACAGCUGGAGCCGUUAGUUGCACCUUUGGCAGAUGGAAAGGUGGCUGUGGGUCAGGAUGAUCUCACCGUGGUGCUCAAUGAGGAGGGGAUAUGCACACAGAAAUGUGCCUUGAACUGGACAGACAUACCAGUGGCCAUGGAGCACCAGCCUCCCUACAUCAUUGCAGUUUUGCCUCGAUAUGUAGAGAUCCGAACAUUUGAGCCGAGGCUUCUGGUCCAGAGCAUUGAAUUGCAAAGGCCCCGCUUCAUUACCUCGGGAGGAUCAAACAUUAUCUAUGUGGCCAGCAAUCAUUUUGUUUGGAGACUCAUUCCUGUCCCCAUGGCAACCCAAAUCCAACAGCUUCUCCAGGACAAGCAGUUUGAAUUGGCUCUACAGCUUGCAGAAAUGAAAGAUGAUUCUGACAGUGAAAAGCAGCAACAGAUCCAUCACAUCAAGAACUUAUAUGCCUUCAACCUCUUCUGCCAGAAGCGUUUUGAUGAGUCCAUGCAGGUCUUUGCUAAGCUUGGCACAGAUCCUACCCAUGUGAUGGGGCUGUACCCGGACCUGCUGCCCACAGACUACAGGAAACAGUUGCAGUACCCUAACCCGCUGCCUGUGCUCUCGGGGGCUGAGUUGGAGAAGGCACACUUAGCUCUGAUUGACUACCUGACGCAGAAACGAAGCCAACUGGUAAAGAAGCUGAAUGACUCUGAUCAUCAGUCUAGCACCUCCCCGCUUAUGGAAGGCACUCCCACCAUUAAAUCCAAGAAGAAGCUGUUGCAAAUCAUCGACACCACCUUGCUCAAGUGCUACCUGCAUACAAAUGUGGCCCUGGUGGCCCCGCUGCUGCGCCUGGAGAACAAUCACUGCCACAUCGAAGAGAGCGAGCAUGUGCUGAAGAAGGCGCACAAGUACAGUGAACUGAUAAUCCUGUAUGAGAAGAAGGGGCUCCACGAGAAAGCUCUGCAGGUGCUGGUGGACCAGUCCAAGAAAGCAAACUCACCUCUGAAAGGCCAUGAGAGGACUGUGCAGUAUCUGCAACAUUUGGGCACAGAAAACCUGCAUUUGAUUUUUUCCUACUCAGUGUGGGUGCUGCGAGACUUCCCAGAGGAUGGCCUGAAGAUAUUUACUGAAGAUCUCCCAGAGGUGGAGUCUCUGCCACGAGACCAAGUGCUCGGCUUCUUGGUGGAGAAUUUUAAGAGUCUGGCUAUUCCUUAUCUGGAACAUGUCAUCCACGUUUGGGAGGAGACUGGCUCUCGGUUCCACAACUGCCUAAUCCAGCUGUACUGUGAGAAGGUGCAAGCUCUGAUGAAGGAGUAUCUCCUGUCCUUCCCUGCAGGCAAAACUCCAGUUCCUGCUGGAGAAGAAGAGGGUGAGCUGGGAGAAUACCGACGGAAGCUCCUUAUCUUCCUGGAAAUUUCUGGCUACUAUGAUCCAAGCCGGCUCAUCUGUGACUUCCCUUUUGAUGGCCUCUUAGAAGAGCGCGCACUGCUGCUGGGCCGCAUGGGGAAGCAUGAGCAAGCCCUCUUCAUCUACGUCCACAUCCUGAAGGACACAAAGAUGGCCGAGGAGUACUGCCACAAGCAUUAUGACCAAAACAAAGAUGGCAACAAAGAUGUGUAUCUGUCCCUGCUCCGGAUGUACCUGUCACCCCCCAGUGUUCACUGCCUGGGACCAAUCAAGCUGGAACUGCUGGAGCCACAAGCCAACCUCCAGGCUGCCCUGCAGGUCCUUGAGCUGCACCAUAGCAAGCUGGACACCACUAAGGCCAUCAACCUUCUCCCAGCAAACACUCAGAUUAAUGAUAUACGCAUCUUUCUGGAAAAGGUCUUGGAAGAAAAUGCACAAAAGAAACGGUUCAAUCAAGUGCUCAAGAACCUUCUUCAUGCUGAAUUUCUGAGGGUCCAGGAAGAGAGGAUUUUACACCAGCAGGUGAAGUGCAUCAUCACGGAGGAGAAGGUGUGCAUGGUGUGUAAGAAGAAGAUCGGGAACAGUGCAUUUGCAAGAUACCCCAAUGGCGUGGUCGUGCACUACUUCUGUUCCAAAGAGGUAAACCCAGCUGACACCUGAGCCCAGCAUGCCAGGAAUUCUUCAGAUGGACGGUUCAGCUAUCCCAGAGAGGAGAAGGAGCACCGGCCUUAGAAGUGAGGGGCCGCUUCCACCACCAGGUGUCUCCCCUUUUGGACACUUCUGGCAACUCUGAGCCCUGGCACAUCUCUGAAUUUAUCAGACUUGUGGUCUGAUGUUACCAGCUUUUUGAUAGAAAAAAGAGAUUAGCUAUACUUUAUAUACCAUUAUGUUACAGGCAAUUGCAGAGAAUUUACUACCUGCUUGGACAGGAGGAGGUGGAGAAGGGCAGUGUCCUGCCUUUGCACAUCAAUCACCUAAACAAGGAAAGUGUCUCAAGUGUUUAUAACCCUGAGAUUGCUUAUUCAGAGUUUUCUGUGAAGGCACAUGUAGGACUUUGUGCGGAGCCCCCUGCGCACUUGGCCUGGAAUCUGGAAGGAGAGCAGUCCUAGGUUUCUUCUCACUGCACAGGCUGGACUGGCUCUCUAGGUGAUGACAGUCAUUUCUCCAUAGUCACCACACCCUCUGUCCCCCUGGGAGUCUCCCCGCUCAUCCAUUUAUGUUUUGGUCUCCAUUUCUUUCUCCCUAUUUAUUUUCUUCCUUUAUCUCUCCCUUCACUGCUCCACCCAGGCUUUGUCUCUCGUUUUCCUGCCACCGGGAAUAACUAAUAUUUUAAACAAGGUAAAAUGAGAAGCAAGAGGAAGUCUCAGUUUCCAGGAUAUACUGAUAAUUGUCAGGUUUGUUGUAAAUAGAUCCUCCUUGGACUGAGAGUUCUAUGCUUAGAGGCUUAGGAGAGCAUCAUCCUCUGUCCCUCAGGGCCAGGUGUGACAGUGACUCUAAGGAUGGCCUGCACUGGCUCCUGCUAGACAGGCCUCCAAUGGGGCUCCUGCUCCUGGUUCACCCACCAGCCACCCAGAGCAGGUUGGUUUAGUCUGUGAAUGAGAGCUCUGUGCCUUGGGCACCUUUCCCUUUGCAGCCAGUGUGGCCCGCUGACCUCGCAGCUUGGCCUGGCCCUUGUUCUCCAGCUUUGUUUUGCAGGGGAUGGAGGAUUGCGCUGGCUUGUUGUAGGUAGGUGGAUCUCUGCUAUACACAGGGUUGAUCACAUCAGGAACUGACAGACUUGAUGUCAAGCAUGCCUGUGAGGUACCCGGGACAACCAAGGGCGCUGCAGCACAUGGGUUCAUGAAGUCACUCCCUACCAGAUUCAUGGAGCACUUGUAGGGGGCAGGGAGACCCCCCACCCCCACAGGGCACCAGAGUCAGACAGGAGGAGUGUGUAACCUUGUAGGCAGAGGACAUACGGGGAGAGUGGCCCUGUAUCCUGUCCUCUGUAGAGUUUUAUGGAUUCCCAGUCUUGUCACUGCUGUGUUUUUAAUGGUGGUGAGGGUGGGGGAUGGUGCCCAGCCCUGAUGGUGUUUUUGUGCCCUGUCCUUGACCUGCCACGGUUCUUCUCAAGCCACAGCACCAUGCCACUUUGGGCCUGUGUUGUACGCUGACUCGCUGGUAUAAUAGACUAGGCUUCUCCCAGACAUGCUGUCUUUGGAGGGUCUGCAGGGACAGAGCGGGUGCCCUCAGCAUCGUGCACACAGACGGGGGCUCUGCUCGGGUUUGGUAGGCAGCUCAGUGCUUCAGGAGACCCAGGUUCCAGCUGGCCCGACCAGCCCAGGGGAAGCAGUGCUGCCCUCGGACCUGUUUGCACCGGUUCAAAGGAGCUUCCCUGGAAGCAGCGGCGAGGUCCUGAGGCCAGCCCUCCUCUGUACAGUAGACUCGCUCGCCGUGCAGAUCCAGUCUUCCCAGCCUGCUCUGUUUGUAUCUGUCAUUCCCACAACCUGUGUGGCACAUGUGUUUGAAGCAAUAGAAUAAAGAAUGCGUGUUUUCUUCCUUCUGGGAUAUAUAAAUGAUGCAACUUUCCCCAAACUCCAUUCUUCCUUCCCUGGACCCUCUUUGCCCUCUGGAGAAGUGAAGAAGGCCAGCCAAGAAACUCUGUAAUGACUCUUGAAGAUACAUCAUAAUAAACAUCAUAAAGUAAAAAA
This is a messenger RNA of Suricata suricatta (meerkat), 5092 nucleotides long. It is a transcript of the gene VPS39, whose product is annotated as VPS39 subunit of HOPS complex. Gene Ontology annotation, molecular function: protein binding. The transcript has 24 exons. Gene Ontology annotation, biological process: autophagy; vesicle-mediated transport; endosomal vesicle fusion. The coding region runs from base 633 to 3062 and encodes 809 amino acids. Gene Ontology annotation, cellular component: cytoplasm; membrane. The record is from RefSeq and is a predicted model, not a curated record. Lineage: Eukaryota; Metazoa; Chordata; Mammalia; Carnivora; Herpestidae.